AUGGCCCCCAAGAAGGUGAAAGAGCCAGCACCAGUGACAGAGAAGUUCGACUGGAGCAGGACAGAGGGGCCACGAGCAGACGAUCCCCGCACGACAGGCCCCCCGUGUUACGGGGAACACAGGCCCCAGCCUCCAGGACGAGGCAGCAAGAGUGGAGCCAACAAAUGGGGGAUCUGGAAGGGAUGCGAGGAGUGUGGGCUUCGCCUUUCUUACACGCCAACGUGGGGGAGUCACGGCACUUAUCGCCAAGCAGGUCCCCUACCAGCAGACGUUCAAGCUCAAGUACAGGAGAAACAACCUCCAAAGGGCUCUCCCGACCUGAACAACAAGAAGGUGGCUCUGGACGCUCAGGAGCGUUCGUUGCAGAACAAGCUGAAGCAAGUUCACCAGGAGAAAGCUCAGUGGGAGGAGGCGCAGCGCAAGAAGGAUGCUAUGACGCCCCAGAAGAAGGAGACAGUGGCGGCAUCCACUUUGAAGAAUAUGAGGCCUGCGACUCCCCCGAGGAUGACUUCCCAGAUCGAGCCAAAGAACACCGUCCCUGGCCGCCAGUCAGAAGGUUCAGUGCCUUCCCAGAAGUCCGCCGCCCUUUGCACACAAGGGUAUGCACCGGAGAUCAACGAGGAGAUGUACCAGACACCAGGGCGCAAGACGAGGAAGGCGGCAGAGACAGCCGAGGAGAAGGAGUACUCCGAGAGGCAUCAGGAGGAGGACGGAUGGAGCACAGUGUCGAGCCCUCCGGAUCACAACCCGAAUUCGACUUCAGCAUGCAAGAGAUCUAUGGCCAGUUUUGCAUCAAGUGCCUCAGCCUUUGGAACCUAUGUGGACUUCCAGCACUACGAGUCCGCAACUGAUGAGGAUGAGAAAGGAUUGGUUUCCAAAGAGCUGAGAAAGCAGGCAAGUUUCACACCAGGGGGCAUUUUGCCAUCUGGAUCACCGCUUCGGAAGAAGCGCAAACAACCUGAGGAUGAGGAUGCAGCUGUGACCGACCGGUUGAAGCCUGAGGAGACUGCUUUCCUGGUGGAAGAAGUGGAGAAGUACCAGGACGCCAUUGAGGAGCUCUUUGUCACACUGAAUGUCAACGACCCAAACUAUAAGGUGCCGACCAUUUUGGAGCUAUGUUGCGAGGAGAACAGCGGCAUCACAUCGGCUGUGGAGAGCCGUGGCGGUCGUGGCAUUAGAUGUGGACUCUUCAAUGGGUGCGACUUGAACAAGAAGAGCGGCUUCACCAAGGCCUAUAACCUCAUCUCUCAAGAACGACCCGACGUUCUCUGGGUUGCUCUACCAUGUGGACCCUCUUCACCCAUCCAGAACCUCAACAUGCUCACACCCGAAGGGUACGAGGCUGUGCAGAAGAAAGUGGCCAAGUCAAAGAAGCUGGCAGCCCGAGCUUUGUCUCUCAUGGAGCAUCAACUACAACUGGGUGGUGAAGUGGCUUACAUCGACGGCUGUGCCUAUGGACUUUGUGCACCCGCCGGCGAUGGCCCAAUCAAGAAACCAUGGAAGCUGCGGAGUUCUACAAAGAGGAUUUGGCAGAUGCAGAAGCUUUGCAACUGCUCUCAACCACAUGUGCCCUGUGAAGGAGGAAAUCUCACUCGCCACACUGCCUUUUAUCCUCGGAAGAUGUGUCUUCAAGUUGCUCGGAUGCUACAAGAAGUUCACGUUGAUCUCAUGAACAAGGUCUACGCCUUGGACAUUCAGCCCGACUGCGACGUGGAUGUUUUGAAGCAGUUUACAGAUCAAGAGGUGCAGAAGACAGCGACGGAAGUCUUGAAACUCCAUCGCAAACUUGGACACCCCAGCAGGCAAGCUUUUGUCAAGAUGCUUCGAGAUCGAGGAGCAAGCUUGUUGGUCCGUACCCUGGCUUCAAUUGUUCAUUGCCAAGAUUGUCAAGAAGCUGCCAUCCCACCGUCACGACGUGCAGUGACGAUUGAAACAGCCACAGAACUUUGGGAGGUGGUUCAACUUGACAACAUGGAGUUCACAGUGGGCAAUGAGACUUUUCACUUUCAGGUCUGCAUCGACGAAGCUUCUGGGUACGGGGCAGCUACGUUUCUUUUCAAACAUCCAGUUUCUCAAAGCCGCAAUGCAACUACGAUGGAGUCCGUGGAGGCUUUUUACAAGGGUUGGAUACAGUUUUUCGGGUAUCCACGCAUCUUGAAGUUGGACAAAGAGGGCGCUCACCGAGGCAGAGAGCUAGAGGAAUGGGCAGAAGGCCAUGGACUUGAGGUCAUUGCCAUUCCAGCUGAAAGUCACGGCCAGAUCGGCCGAGUGGAGCGCUUGAUCGGCACCCUCAAGAAGAAGCUGCUAUCUCAUUUGAGAUCUUCAGAUGCAACACCUGAGGUGGCAGUUUGGUCCAUGAUUGGGGCCCACAACCACAUGACCAACGUUGCUGGAUACAGUCCUGCACAAUGGGUGUUCGGUCGCAACUUCAAUGAUGCGGAACGUCUUCAUGAUUCUCCAGACCUUCCAUACUGGUCAGGUAUGGCAAGCAAUGCUCGCAUGCAGCACAAGCUCCUUUGCAAGCUUGAGGCCGAGCGCAACCACCGGGAGAUCGAAGUCCGGGAGAAGAUGAAUGCAGCUUUGAACACACAAAUGACCAGACCUGUACGGUAUGAGCCGGGCGAUGUCAUCUUCUACAAGAGAAAGGUGGCAAGAUGGUAUGGACCAGCACGAGUCCUCGCCUUGGAGACCAAGAUGACCUACCAAGGACAUGUUCGACAGCCAAGUGGAAUCGCAUGGAUCAUUGCAUCUGGCAGACUGAAGAAAGUGGCAUGCAACCAACUUCGGCAUGCCAGUGAAAGAGAACGAUUGGUGGCUGAAGGAACCACACAGGUCACCACACCAUGGACUUUUCAAGAUCUUUCAGGCUUGAUUUCCAAGGGCGAGUAUGAUGACGAGAUCCUCACCGAGAAGCAGUUUCGAAAAGAAGCUCAACAAGUUCGACGACGAUGGGAAGAAGAUUCAGAGGCCCGACCGGGCCAGAAGCGUCAACUUUCGGAAGAGCUUCCUGAUGCUUCAUCAACGGGGCAUGCGACAUCAUCUGCUGCACCUGCAGGAGAUGCUACUCGGGUGAGAACUAUGUCUCCAGUUCGUGAAGAAGAAGCCAUCUUGGACUCUGAUGAGGAUGUUGCGGCAGAGGACUUGGAUUCUCGACACCAAGUUCCACAAGAGUGGGAUGCAGAACGUGUGAUGGAUGAUCCAGCACAUCAACCUUUUGGGGCGACUGCAUCAGGACCUUUGUUUCAACAUCCACCGUUCCUGGAAGCUCGACGACGACAUGAGAGGCUGGAGAGACCAUUUCAUGUACAACGCCAAGAUUUUCUUCAAGGCACUGGUGACAACAACUUCGUGGACUUUGAAGACUCUGCUGAGUUUGAGGCCACAGCCAUCAACUUCCUUGAGGAGAUCAACUUUGAUGACUAUGCCUUCGCAGUCACCUUGCCAACUCCAGCCAGUGAGGCUGAUUGGCGUGCUAUCGUGCGCGACCCCGCCAAGUUCACUGCAAAGAAGAUGGCUAAGGGAGUUGAAGUCUCUUGGCAAAAGUUGAACGAGGAGCAGAGAACAGCAAUGAAGGAAGCCAAGCAGAUUGAGAUUGAUGAAUGGUUAAAAUCACAAGUCUGCAAGGCUGCUCUUGGACCUGUUCCCGCAUCACGCUUGAUGAAGAUGCGUUGGGUGCUCACCUUCAAAGCCACGGAUGACCCGAAGACCGUCAAGGCCAAAGCGAGGUUGGUGGUUCUUGGAUUUACGGACCCCGAUCUCGGCGCUGAAGAUGUCAGGUCACCGACGCUGAGCCGACGGGGCAGACAAGCCCUACUGCAGCUUUCCAGCCAUCGAAAGUGGCAGACGUGGAAAGCCGACGCCAAAGCGGCGUUCUUGCAAGGAAGGUCUAGCCAAUUGAGGAGACAGAUCUUUGGAAUGCCUGUCUCAGAACUUCAAGAGGCAAUGGGCCUACCAAGAGGUCAGGCAAUCCAGUUCCUGAAGGCUGCUUAUGGACUUACAGUGGCACCACGCGAGUUCUACCUCCUUGUGGAUGAGAUCCUCCAAGGGCUACACCUUCAACGCCUCAAAACAGAUCCCAGCAUCUGGGUUCUCAAGACGGAGGACGAGCAUGGCAAGAUUCAGGUUCAUGGCGCUGUUGGCAGCCAUGUGGACGACUUCUUGCUCAUCGGCAGCGAAGAGAAUCCAGUUUGGAAUUCUUUUCUGGAAUCCUUUCGCAAAGCUUUGAGAUGGAGCCCAUGGGAGCGCAGUCCAAUGAUGCAUUGUGGAGUUCAUCUUGAACAAGAUCUACAUGGAAAUUGGCAUUUGAGCCAAGAGGAGUUUUGUCAGGGGAUCAACCAGAUCGAGGAGGAUGGCACCACCAAGGAGCUCACCACGAAUGAACGACAUCAAUGCAGAGCAGUGUUAGGCGCAGCUCAAUGGAGGUGCUACCAAACAGGUCCUCAGCAUUCAGCCAAGCUGAGCCAUUUACAAAGCCUACUUCCAAGAGGUGAUCGACAGACACUCAAGGACAUCAACAAAUUCGUCCGCGAGCUCUAUCACCAAAAGAAUGAGGGAGUUACUGUGUUUGACCUCCAGGCUGACUCCGACGAGGACAUCGUCCUGGUUGGCUGGACAGACGCAGCACUGGCGAAUCGUGUGGAUUUAACGUCCACUGGUGGCUACAUCAUUGGCUACGUGCACCGCGACAUGCUGGAACGCGGAGUCGCUGGACCAGUGAGUUUGGCAAGCUGGUCAACCCACAAAUUGCGAAGAGUGUGCCGAUCUUCGUUGGCAGCUGAAGCCCAGGCGAUGUCUGAAUGCGAGGCGGAGCUCUUCAUCAAUCGCAUUUUGUGGCAGGAACUUCUUGGAAAGAACGUGGAUCUUUCCAACCCAGCGACUACAGCAGCUCUCACCACAGCAGCUCUGGUCACGGACGCCAAGGCGCUCUACGACAUGUUGCAGCAGAAGGACAUACCCCAGAUGAAUGCCAAGGAAAAGCACACAGCUUUGGAGAUGCUGGGACUGGCUCAACACCUGAUGGAGCAGAAGACGAUCCUUCGCUGGUGCAACAGUGAUCAGCAGCUGAGUGAUGGACUCACCAAAACGGGAGCCCAAGACAAAGUAGCCAAGUUUUUGAACAAUGGCCAGAGAUGGAACUUAGUUUUCGAUUAG
This is a messenger RNA of Cladocopium goreaui, 5151 nucleotides long. Lineage: Eukaryota; Dinophyceae; Suessiales; Symbiodiniaceae. The record is from the annotation of a GenBank genome assembly.